Messenger RNA from Monomorium pharaonis (pharaoh ant), 517 nucleotides. It is a transcript of the gene RpS26, whose product is annotated as 40S ribosomal protein S26. The transcript has 3 exons. Lineage: Eukaryota; Metazoa; Arthropoda; Insecta; Hymenoptera; Formicidae. The record is from RefSeq and is a predicted model, not a curated record. Gene Ontology annotation, molecular function: structural constituent of ribosome; mRNA binding. Gene Ontology annotation, biological process: translation. Bases 123 to 467 code for a protein of 114 amino acids. Gene Ontology annotation, cellular component: ribosome; cytosolic small ribosomal subunit.
CGAUGAUUAGGACACGUGACGUCGAGAAGAAGGGCGAAGUCGCGCUUCUACCUUGCGACGCAAGGCUUGCGUAGUGUCACAGCUUCCGUUUCGAACCUCUUUCUCGUAGUUCUCGAUACAAAAUGACGUGCAAACGCAGGAAUGGUGGACGUGCAAAACACGGUCGCGGCCAUGUCAAUCCGGUCCGCUGCACCAACUGCGCCCGCUGUGUUCCCAAGGACAAGGCGAUCAAGAAGUUUGUCAUUCGCAACAUCGUUGAGGCCGCCGCUGUCAGGGACAUAACGGAGGCCAGUUUCUAUCAGUCGUAUCAGCUGCCUAAGUUGUACGCCAAACUUCACUAUUGUGUCUCCUGCGCCAUUCACUCCAAAGUGGUGCGGAACAGGUCCAAGGCAGAUCGUCGCAUAAGAACGCCUCCUGUUCGCAAUUUCCCAAGGGAUUUGCGCCAAGGCCAGCAAAACAGAAAAUAAUUUUAUUAUGUAAAGUUAAUUUCGAUAUAAAUAAAAUUUCAUAAAACCAG